GGAAGGGUUGCAGGGAGGGAUACGAGCGUCAAGCUCGGCAGUGGCAGCAUCCAUCCAUCCACCCCUCCCUCCCUCUCCUACCCGUCGCAUAGAACAGCCCAUUUUCACGUUGCCAUCACCUUAGGACGAGUGCGGUUAGCGAGGUAUCUUUUCAGCAUGUAGACCCAAAUUCUUGCUUACCUAUUGGAGCGUAUGCUGUAUUAUCUGACAAAAAACAACAGCAACGAGAAACAUUGGGAACAACGACAAGAACAGUAGGCCUAAUAAUAUCAAAUAGCUACCUGCAGUCCAUAACCAUUAAUUUAUGCAAACACGCUAAUAUCUACCCUGUAUCAUUUCAUUUUCUUCAGCAUUAGAGGAAUUCCACAUAGGCCUAGACGUCCGCACAAUUUUGUGCUCUACAUUUUUAUAUGCUGACCAGAAACAACAGAUGGAACAUCACGUCGGUAUACAUCCCUCAAACGUUUUUUUCUCUGUCGGAUUUGAAGUGAAUUUGAAAGUGAAUAACAUUGGAUUUUCUGUUUUUCUAAACUCCCCGUUGACGUCCUUGGACAUGGCCGGCCUCUAGGUGAAUCCACCUUCUGAAGCAUCUUACUCUUUACACUCAAACGCCUGAGCUCUUCUUUUUAUUUCUCUCCUUACAAAUAUCUGGCUCUAUGGAUUGGUAUCCUCCCUAUCAUUUAGCUUGAUGCCCUUUUCUCUUCUGGGGUUGUGAGAAACACCAGAUUAAGGUCUCUGGUGGAAUAAACCACAGUCAAAUCACACAACAAAACAUUUCCAUAUGUUCUUCCACACAUGCCUUGAUAUGGAGAAUCAUAGAAGGGGAAAAGGAGGGAGUGGCAUGGGGGAACAUUAAUCGAAAAAUCACAUAGUCAAGCAUACCCCACUUCCUACCCUGGCCAAGGCACUAAAGGAGUCCAUCAGAAAAUCAUUGUUUUUUGAAAAAUCAACACAUUUCUAUAACCACACAUUAUCAUGGGGGACUUAGCCAAUAGCUCGGUGGAGUUCAAACCGAAGAAGCAAGGUAGUGGAGGGGGAAUGGAAGUCAACCAUGCAGGGGACUUCGGGGCUACCCUGGAGGACCUGCGGGACCUUAUGGAGCUGAGGGGUGCAGAAGCCAUUCAGAAGAUCCAGGAGAACUACAUGGACACAGAGGGCCUCUGUCAGAGACUGAAGACAUCCCCAGCCAAUGGCCUAUCGGACAACCCGUCAGACCUGGAGAAGCGUGGCCAGGUGUUUGGCCAGAACUUUAUCCCUCCUAAGAAAGCCAAGUCGUUCGUGGAGCUGGUCUGGGAGGCCCUACAGGAUGUCACUCUCAUCAUCCUGGAGAUAGCUGCCAUCAUCUCCCUCGCACUGUCCUUCUACCAACCACCCGGAGAGGAGAGCGAAGCGUGUGGGAACGUGGCGUCCGGUGCAGAGGAUGAGGGCGAAGCGGAGGCUGGCUGGAUCGAGGGCGCAGCCAUCUUGUUGUCCGUAGUCUGUGUGGUGCUGGUGACGGCCUUCAAUGACUGGAGCAAGGAGAAACAGUUCCGGGGACUGCAGAGCCGCAUCGAGCAGGAGCAGCGAUUCGCCGUGGUGCGGAACGGCACCGUCAUCCAGAUCCCUGUGGCCGAAAUGGUGGUCGGGGAUGUGGCCCAAAUCAAAUACGGCGAUCUCCUUCCUGCUGAUGGGAUACUGAUACAGGGAAAUGACCUGAAGAUCGAUGAGAGCUCGCUGACAGGAGAGUCUGACCAUGUAAAAAAGUCUGUUGACAAGGACCCUAUGUUGCUGUCUGGAACUCAUGUGAUGGAAGGCUCUGGAAAGAUGCUGGUUACUGCUGUGGGGAUCAACUCUCAAACUGGAAUCAUCUUCACUCUACUGGGGGCUGGAGAGGGUGAUCAAGAGGAGGAGAAGAAAGACAAGAAAGAGGGCAAUAAUACCCCUGCAGUCGAAGCAAAACAGAUCAGCAUCAUGAAUGGUAAGCAAGAUGGGACAUUGGAAAACAAUCAGAACAAAGCCAAGAAACAGGAUGAGGCCGUUGCCAUGGAGAUGCAGCCCCUGAAGAGCGCUGAAGGAGGGGAGGUGGAAGCAGAGAAGAAAAAGGGCAACGUGCCUAAAAAAGAGAAGUCUGUGCUCCAGGGCAAACUCACUAAACUGGCCGUGCAGAUCGGGAAGGCAGGUCUGGUCAUGUCAGCCAUCACAGUGAUCAUCCUGGUGAUGUACUUUGUGAUCGAGACCUUUGUGGUUCAGGGCCGGGAGUGGCUCACUGAGUGUACACCUGUCUAUGUGCAGUACUUUGUCAAGUUCUUCAUCAUCGGCGUCACAGUGCUGGUGGUGGCUGUGCCUGAAGGGCUGCCACUGGCUGUCACUAUAUCACUUGCCUACUCUGUCAAGAAAAUGAUGAAGGACAAUAAUUUGGUGCGCCACCUAGAUGCCUGUGAGACCAUGGGCAAUGCCACGGCCAUCUGCUCUGACAAGACGGGCACCCUCACUACCAACCGCAUGACCGUGGUGCAGGCCUACGCGGGCGACCAGCACUUCCACAUGGUCCCGCACCCUGACCAGAUGAAUCCUAUGGUGCUGGACACACUCGUAAACGCCAUAGCUGUCAACAGCGCCUACACCUCCAAGAUUAUGCCCCCAGAUAAGGAGGGAGGCCUACCCAAGCAGGUGGGCAACAAGACAGAGUGUGCCCUACUUGGCUUCGUCCUGGACCUGAAGAGGGACUAUGCCCCCGUGAGGGAACAGAUCCCUGAGGAGAAGCUCUACAAGGUCUACACCUUCAACUCGGUGCGCAAGUCCAUGAGCACAGUGGUGCAGUUGCCCGAUGGAUCCUUCCGCCUCUACAGCAAGGGGGCCUCUGAGAUCCUGCUCAAGAAGUGCUCCUCUAUCAUGGCUGGCGGUGGAGAUCCGCGGGGUUUCCGCCCACGGGACAGGGAUGAGAUGGUGAAGAAGGUGAUCGAGCCCAUGGCCUGCGACGGCCUGCGCACCAUCUGCGUGGCUUACAAGGACCUGCCGGCCAGCCCUGAGCCCGACUGGGAGGACGAGGCGGGCAUCGUCAGCGACCUCAUCUGUAUCACCGUGGUGGGCAUCGAGGACCCUGUCCGCCCAGAGGUCCCAGAUGCUAUCAAGAAAUGCCAGCGAGCAGGUAUCACUGUGCGCAUGGUGACAGGUGACAACAUCAACACAGCACGAGCCAUCGCUGCCAAGUGUGGCAUCAUCCAGCCAGGGGAUGACUUCCUGUGUAUAGACGGGAAGGAAUUCAACCGACGAAUCAGAAAUGAGAAAGGAGAGGUUGAGCAGGAGCGCAUUGAUAAGGUUUGGCCCAAACUGAGAGUUCUGGCUAGGUCCUCACCUACAGACAAACAUACACUGGUCAAAGGCAUCAUAGACAGCACCGUACUGGAACAGCGGCAGGUAGUGGCUGUGACAGGGGAUGGGACAAACGACGGACCCGCCCUGAAGAAGGCCGAUGUUGGCUUUGCCAUGGGCAUCGCUGGUACUGACGUAGCCAAGGAAGCCUCUGACAUCAUCUUGACUGAUGACAACUUCUCUAGCAUUGUGAAGGCGGUCAUGUGGGGACGUAACGUCUAUGACAGCAUCUCCAAGUUCCUCCAGUUCCAGCUCACUGUCAACGUGGUGGCUGUCAUUGUGGCCUUCACCGGCGCCUGUAUCACACAGGACUCUCCUCUGAAGGCUGUCCAGAUGUUGUGGGUGAACCUGAUCAUGGACACCUUUGCCUCCCUGGCCUUAGCCACCGAGCCGCCCACUGAGUCCCUGCUCCUGAGGAAGCCUUACGGCCGCAACAACCCCCUCAUCUCCCGCACCAUGAUGAAGAACAUCCUGGGUCAUGCCAUCUACCAGCUCACCAUCAUCUUCACCCUGCUGUUUGCGGGAGAGAAGAUCUUCAACAUUGAUAGUGGACGCAACGCCCCUCUGCACUCUCCCCCCUCCGAGCACUACACGAUCAUCUUCAACACCUUUGUGCUCAUGCAACUGUUCAACGAGAUCAAUGCCCGCAAGAUCCACGGUGAAAGGAAUGUUUUCGACGGCAUAUUCCACAACCCUAUUUUCUGCAGUAUUGUGCUGGGGACUUUUUUAAUGCAGUUUGUGAUUGUGCAGUUUGGGGGGAAACCUUUCAGUUGCACACCGCUCAAUGUGGAGCAGUGGUUGUGGUGUCUGCUCGUGGGAGUAGGAGAGCUGCUGUGGGGACAGCUCAUCACCACGGUGCCUACCAGCCGCCUGCCCUGUCUGAAGGAAGCGGGUCAUGCGCUGGGUAAGGAAGAGAUGAUUGAUGAUGACAUGGCAGAUGAUGAGCAAGAGAUUGACCAUGCUGAGAGGGAGCUACGUCGAGGGCAGAUCCUCUGGUUCCGGGGCCUCAAUCGUAUUCAGACUCAGAUGGAGGUAGUGAGUACCUUCAAGAGAAGUGGUUCCUUUCAGGGUGCUGCGCGACGUCGCUCCUCAGUUCUCAGCCAACUCCAUGACAUCCGAGUGGUGAAAGCAUUCCAUAGCCCACUUUAUGAUGGCAUUGAGAAGCCGGAAUCCAAGAACUCCAUCCACGACUUCAUGGCACACCCGGAAUUUCUCAUCAGUGACUUGGUCCACAACAUCCCCUUGAUUGACGAGACAGACAUUGAAACCGAAGAAUCAGAGCGCUCAGAGUGCAACAACGUUCGCCUGGCUUUUCGUCAAGCUCCUCCCCCUGCCCAGGCCCCUCAGCCUCCCCCUCGCUGCCGCUCCACCUCCCGUCCCGCCCCCUGCCGCCAGCAGAGCCUCCCCGUUACACUCAACUGCAACAACAACGCCACUGCUGCUGCUGACGCUGAGAAUGGAGAUCAUCUGAACCCAAAAGAUGCAACACUACCAACUGCUUCUCUCUGCCGCCCCGCCAGCCCGUUGCACAGCUUGGAGACCUGUUUAUAACUACAAUCUGGGCACAUGGUUGACAAGUAGGGAGAGGAAACACCAAUGACUUUGAUGGACAUGGAUGUAACCCAACAAAGAGGAAAUGAAGAGGAAAACUGGACAUGGAAAGAGAAAUUAUUACAUUGUAUAGACCAAUGGUUUUAUAGAUUGUUGCCCAACCUUUCCUCAACAGCCACUGCUUUAAGCCUGCACUCUCCGCUUCAAAACACUCACAUAUCCUCUCAAAAAGCUCCGCAAUCUAACGAUGCUAACCCCAUCAGACUCUGAUCAACACUUUUGAAAUGUAUAUCUAGGCACGCAAUAGAGGAGUGAUUGGUGUAGUGGAGACAAGAAUGAACUGGAAUUGAUUCUUGCCCUUUUGAUUGAAAAUAUGAAGACUCAACCGAAAGUGAAAUGGGGUUAAUUCAUUCUGCUUUUUAACAAUAUAAUUGUUCAGAUUAUUACUGUUGUUAUUACUACUGCAAUUACUACAAUUACUACUACAAUUAUUAUAUUCCAGUUAAUGAUGCUUCAUUAAUUAGCUUUAUCUUUCCAUGUAUGUUUGUAUGUAUUGUUUGUUUGCUUAACUGCUGUAUUUGUCUCCUUGUUUUUCUGUUUUUAUAUACUCCUUCUGGUCACGUCACCUUUUUUCCUUUUCUGUGUUUACAUGUGUUGUGUAUGUCUUGAAAAAGAAAAUAAUAAAUAUAACUAUACAAAUAAAUUUAAAACAUAUACAACAACUUCAAAACACAAAAUGGUAAGAAAAUAGUAGAUAUGCUAGGAAAAAAAUCCCCAAAAGCACUACUAAUAGUUUUGGUUCUUCUCUUCAUGUAGAUAUGUCUUGAAUUAAGUAAUUCAUUUGGACACUUCCAUGAACAAAGGGAACAACUGAACUGAGUAUUGAAAAUAUUAAGUUGUGCAUAGUGAUUAAAGUAAUUUAUUUAAAUGAUUAUUUUAUUAAUCCAUGUGUAUUCUCUUUAUUUUUGUCUUUUAGUUUGCAUAGAUUACAUAACACAAAAUGUAAGGAAAUAAUUACUUUUUGAUGUACUUUAGAAUCCGUCAAACAAUAUUUGACUGUAUGAUUUAUGUGUUUCUACCCAACUAUGCUUUACUGCCAUCAACAGUGAUAACUAGUCAUAGCUUUUACAGUGGCACAGUUAUAUAUCAGAACAGAACAUUGAAUAUAUCUUUACUUUUACAUUUUACUUACAUUUCCACAUAUAGUGUUUUAAGAGUGAUUUCGUUUUUGAAAGUAGCAAAUAGGAAUUCUCCCUUUGUGGAGCACUUAUUAAAGCAGUCUGAAGAAAAUAUAUUCAACAACCAUGAGAAAUAAUUCCCUUUAUCACCGAGUGGGAGUGAUUAUGUUGCAAUAGAAGUUGGACGACUGAGGUAUCUGUAAGGUGUAUUGCCAUGUUUUCUGAUGUUAGACACAAUCGAUAUCAAUAAACUGUUUUGCACUGAA
This is a messenger RNA of Salvelinus fontinalis (brook trout), 6346 nucleotides long. Its product is annotated as plasma membrane calcium-transporting ATPase 3-like. Bases 976 to 4902 code for a protein of 1308 amino acids. Gene Ontology annotation, molecular function: ATP binding; PDZ domain binding; ATP hydrolysis activity. Gene Ontology annotation, cellular component: intracellular membrane-bounded organelle; membrane. Lineage: Eukaryota; Metazoa; Chordata; Actinopteri; Salmoniformes; Salmonidae. Gene Ontology annotation, biological process: regulation of cytosolic calcium ion concentration; calcium ion transmembrane transport. The transcript is spliced from 23 exons. The record is from RefSeq and is a predicted model, not a curated record.